AUGUUAUUUAUUUAUUAUUUUAGUAUAUUCGCCGCAAAUCGAGAUGAAUACUUAAAUCGACCAACAGCUUAUGCGUCAUGGUGGCAUCCAAAUGUCUUGUCAGGUAUUGAUAAGUUAGGAUUGGGAACCUGGCUAGGAAUAAAUCGUCAUGGCAAUUUUGCUGCCUUAACGAAUUAUCUUGAAGAAUAUCAUCCACCACCAGAUUUAUUAUCCCGUGGAAUUCCUGUAAAAUCAAUUCUUGAAUGUUCCGAAUUAAAAAUCCCUUUAUACAAUCAAUUUGAAGAGAUAUCAAAUAAUUCUAAUAAAUAUGGUGGUUUUAAUUUAAUCGCAUCAGAUUUAAGUCUUUCUAACCCAAAAUUCUAUUAUCAAAAUAAUAGAAGAAAUGAUGGAAUUAAAGAAUUGAAAAGUGCCGAAAUUUACGGUUUAAGUAAUAGUGUAUUGGAAGAUCCCUGGCCCAAAGUUCACAUUGGUAUAGAGGACAUGAAAUCAAUUCUUAAAGAAUCUACCAACGAAUCUGAUAUUGUAGAUCGCUUAUUUAAUUUAUUAAGUAAAACAGAGACACCUGAAAAAUUAAAUAAGGAAACAGAUUUAUGGAAGCAUUCAAUUAGAAUACCAAAAUAUGAUAGGGGAGAUGGAUCAUAUGCCACACGCACGUCAACCGUUAUCCUAGUAGAUCGUGAUAACAAUGUUUUAUUUAUAGAAAAAAAUUUUUUUGAUGAAAAUGAGGAAAUAAAGGAAAAAGAAAAAGGAACAUGGUACAGAUUCUCAUUUAAUAAAUAA
Molecule: messenger RNA, 780 nt
Organism: Rhizophagus irregularis DAOM 181602=DAOM 197198
Lineage: Eukaryota; Fungi; Glomeromycota; Glomeromycetes; Glomerales; Glomeraceae
Source: RefSeq, a predicted model, not a curated record